Molecule: messenger RNA, 1175 nt
Organism: Gossypium arboreum
Lineage: Eukaryota; Viridiplantae; Streptophyta; Magnoliopsida; Malvales; Malvaceae
Exons: 1
Coding region: 112-597 (161 amino acids)
Source: RefSeq, a predicted model, not a curated record
UUUUUAUCUGUUCUCAAAAUUCUAACUAGCGAGUAGUACUAUUUUUCAGAAUAUUGUUAUUUAUUUAUCUUCAUGUACGCAAUACUUCGAACAGCUUCUGAUCUCUGGUGAAUGGCCCUCCCUCGGCUAAUCCCAUCCCAUUCAUCUUCUUCUUCGCUCACUCACCAACCUUCGAUAAGCCUCAACGCUGUCGGUCCUUAUCUUUUAAACCCUAAUUUCAAGCCAUUUUCCAACUCUUCUUCGCUCUUCCAAUCCCCCAGGUUCCAUAGGCUCGGCUCCCUCCGAUGCUUCGCUUCCUCUUUCCCGGAGAAACGCCACCCGUAUCCUCCCCAAUCAGAUGAAUCCGUACAGAUAUCUCUAUUUCCUCUCCCCUUAGUUCUCUUCCCCGGCGCUGUUCUCCCCCUCCAGAUCUUCGAGUUCCGUUACCGCAUUAUGAUGCACACGCUCCUCCACACCGACCUCCCCUUUGGCGUUAUUUACUCUGAUCCCGUCGGUGGCACCUUUGACGUCGGCUUCGUCGGAGAGAUUUUCAAGCACGAACGCCUCGUCGACGACCGCUUCUUUCUCAUUUGUGAAUGUUAUGAGUAUCACUUGUAACACUAAAGUUAGUUAAAAAGUAGUUAGUUUGGUGUUAGCUGUUAAGGUUAGUUAGCAGCUAUCUCUGUGUAUUAAAUAGCAUGUAAACGACUAAAGAAAGAAUUGAAUGAAGAUAGAUAUUUUUCACGUAUCUGUUAUAAUGUCUAACAGUGAAGGCCAAGAACGGUUCCGCGUCACCAACAUCCUACGUAGGAAACCAUAUCUUGUCGCGGAAGUCAACUGGCUCGAAGACUCCCUCCAGCGACGAGGAUUUAGAAGGAAUAGCCGAUGAAGUGGAGAGUUGCACGAAAGACGUGAUUCGGUUAUCGAAUCGUCUCAAUGGAAAACCGCUAAAGGAAGCGCAGGAUUUGAGGAGGAACCUAUUUCCGACUCCGUUUUCAUUCUUUGUAGGGAGUACAUUCAAAGGGGCGCCGAAUUGUCUGCAGCAUCGGCUGUGAAAGACGUGUUUCCCUCUUCAUGACGAGAGAAUUGAGUAAAUUUUAAAGCAAACUUUGUUUAAAUUUUGGUGAAUAUGUUGUUGUGUGUAAUUUUUUGUACACGAAGGCAUCAUUUUUAUAUGAAAUUUUGCUUGUUUCUCA